Chenopodium quinoa (quinoa) is the source of this 951-nucleotide messenger RNA. RefSeq names its product glutathione S-transferase T2-like. NCBI's taxonomy places the organism in Eukaryota, Viridiplantae, Streptophyta, Magnoliopsida, Caryophyllales, Amaranthaceae. The coding region runs from base 1 to 951 and encodes 316 amino acids. The record is from RefSeq and is a predicted model, not a curated record. The transcript has 3 exons.
AUGAAAGGAAGAUGUCGUAGAGAUAUGACCCAGUUGAAGCAACGAUGGUUUAGGAUUAUGCCAUUUGUAAACAAGUUUGUAGGUUGCUAUGCUCGCACUAAUCAACUCAACCUAAGUGGUAUGACCGAGGCCGAUCUCACCACUGAGGCACUUAAGCUUUAUGAGAACGAAAAUGGAAAAAAGAAGUUCCAAUAUUUACAUUGGUGGAAUGCAUUGAAGAAUCAAGAAAAGUGGAUUCAAUAUAGUGAAGAUAUGGCAAAUAAAGCUCGCCCAACUAGACAAGUCUCACCAAGUACACCAAAUGAAGUUGUACCAACUGAAGUUCGUCCAUCGGGAAGAAGGGCUACAAAAGGGAAAGGUAAGUUACAAGUGUUUCAACCUAGCCCUAUAGUUAAAGAAUUAGCUAAUGACUUGAAGCAAAUGAAGAUGAAAAAAUUGGAUCUUUUAGAGACCAUUGCAAACUUAAAGAAGAUGGAGGCUGAAAAUGAGCAAAGGAAGCUUGAUUAUGAAGUAUUGUUGAAGGAUACAAGUGGGUUUUCUAGUGAGAAAAAGCUCCACCAUGGGAGAUUUCGCAUGACAAAACAUGUAUUUUUACGCAUUGUUAUCUCUCUUGAAAAUCAUGAUCCUUUCUUCCAGCUGAAACGUGAUGCAACUGGUCGAGUCGGGUUAUCACCACUUCAAAAAUGUACAUCAGCCAUUCGUAUGUUGGCUUAUGGAGUUGCUGCUGAUGAGUUAGAUGAGUACUUCAAAAUUGCAGAGUCAACAACCAUGGAGUGCUUAAUGAGGUUCGUCACUGGAGUGAAUGAGUUAUUUGAGGAAGAAUACUUGAGGAAACCCAACUCCAAUGAUAUUCGCUACCUUCGACAAAUCGGUGAAACAAGAGGUUUCUCGGGAAUGCUAGGGAGCAUAGAUUGUAUGCAUUGGGAGUGGACGAAUAGUCCCACUGAAUGA